Molecule: messenger RNA, 6423 nt
Organism: Leguminivora glycinivorella
Lineage: Eukaryota; Metazoa; Arthropoda; Insecta; Lepidoptera; Tortricidae
Gene: mahj
Product: protein mahjong
Exons: 34
Coding region: 248-6397 (2049 amino acids)
Biological process (GO): protein ubiquitination
Cellular component (GO): Cul4-RING E3 ubiquitin ligase complex; nucleus
Molecular function (GO): protein binding
Source: RefSeq, a predicted model, not a curated record
GAAAAAAAAAAGAGUACGCGGUAUAAAGACAAUGCGUUUGUGAUUAUAACGAUAAAACGAAUUUAUUUGUAAAAUAAUAUAUAAUUUUUUACAAUUGUAAAUAAAAUAAUGUACAAAUUGAUUACAAAAAUCGUCGUAUACAAGGAAGUGUGAAAAAUUGUGUUUUCAUUUUUUCAUGUCCGUGACAGUUGUGUGCAAGGUUAUAAAUUAAUAAUUUUGUGAAUAAGAUACUUUUUUGUGGAAAAUAAUGGAUUCGGCGCCAGCCCAGGAGGUCACGGAGCUGCUGAAGCAAUGGGAGGAGCAGCACACGACGCCGAACUACGAUCCUAUACCUACUUUGACGAGGAUAGCAGAAAUAAUAGAAGCGGAGACAGAGAACUUCAUGAAGAAGGACCCGGACCCGUUCGACGAGCGCCACCCGUCGCGCACCGACCCCGAGUGCGCGCUCGGGCACGCGCUCAAGGUCAUGUUCAAGAAGGACUCCUUCAUGACCAAGCUAGUCAACGACUACGUGCGAGACACGUACUACUCGCGGCAGAACAUCACGGGCCGAGACGUGCACAAACUCAACGUGGCCGCCUGCAGACUUACCCUGGACCUGAUGCCGGGCCUGGAGAUGAGCGUCGUGUUCCAGGACAACGACGCGCUGAUCCACCGGCUGGUGGGCUGGGCCACCAGCUCCGCGGAGCCGCUGCAGUGCUACGCCACCGGGCUACUAGCCGCCGCCAUGGAGGUGCAGGAGAUCGCCACCAACUUCAGGGAUAUAAACGCGAUGCUGGUGCCGCUGAUGCUGCGGCGGCUUCACGUGCUGCGGAACAAGAACCAGGAGGAAAAGCAAAGCAACCAAAACACAACGCCGCCGAGCCAGACGCGGCACUUCGCGCGCUUCGACAAGAAAAGGCAGAGCGAUGUCAAGUGCAACGGGCCCAGCGAGAAACCCGGCAAGAAAGACCGGGAGAAGGAUUCUGGCGGGGGCGGCGAUGUGGAGAUGGAGCUGGCGACGUCCCCCGCCGACCCCGGCACGCCUGUCAAGAACUGCAACUCUAACGCGUCAUCUCCCGCGCACGGCGGCAUGAUGUCGCCGCCGCCGCGCCCGCCGCCGCUCGCGCCCCCUCCCCCGCACGUGCACGAGACGGAGUCCAACUCCAGCUGGGCCGAGAUGGAGACUUACGUUAUAGGAAACAUCCAGAUCCACCCGCCUACGGACGCCACCAAACAGAUGCUCAUACUGCGAUACCUCACGCCCAUGGGCGAAUACCAAGAGUUCCUAUCGCACGUGUUCGCACAGAACGCGCUCGGGCUCAUCCUCGGCUACCUCAACGUGCGAGAGUCCAGAGACUCGAGACUCGCGUUCGAGGCCCUCAAGUACCUGGCCGCUCUCCUCUGCCACAAGAAGUUCUCCAUAGACUUCAUACACAUGGGCGGGCUCCAGAAAUUUCUCGAAGUACCUCGACCGUCAGUGGCAGCGACUGGCGUGUCCAUCUGUCUGUACUACCUCGCGUACUGUGAAGACGCCAUGGAGCGCGUGUGCCUCCUACCACGAGCCACGCUCGCUGAUUUAGUCAAAUACGCGCUAUGGCUGCUAGAGUGUUCGCACGACUCUGGCCGCUGCCACGCGACCAUGUUCUUCGGCCUAUCUUUCCAAUUCAGAGUCAUCUUAGAAGAGUUCGAUAAUCAGGACGGGCUCAGAAAGCUGUAUAACGUAAUAUCAACACUGCCGAUACUGGGCUCGGACGAGGAGGAAUCUCGAGUGUCUGAGGACGAGACUUGCGCCGCCAGACAAAUCGUCAGACACGUCUGCGUUGCGCUUAGAAGGUACCUGGAGGCGCACUUGCGGCUGCGGGCGGCGCAGGUGGCGCGCGCGCAGGGCGACAGUGUUCCAGAACCGCCGCCUUAUAAGGCGUCAAAAUCAUCCCCCGAAGAGAUCCAAGAACAAAUCGAGCUCCUCCAAUCAGUGGCGUGGUCGCGCUGGGCGCCUGUUGACGAGCUAGUAGAACUAGGAGGAAUCAGUCUCCUACUGCAGGUGGUCGGCCUGGCUUAUGAGUGGAACUUCAACGGCAGGUCUGAAACGGUCCGCUCGGCGCUGGACGUGGUGUCGGUGUGCUGCGUGGCGCCGCGGGUGCAACUCCUGCUCACGGAGAAGGUGGACAUGCGAGACGCGGACAUGACUACAGGCGUCAACAUCGUGCUCGGCGCGGCUGACGGCGAGAUAGCACCUGAACCGGAAGUACAAAAGGCGGCGCUGAACGUGCUGGUCAACUGCGUGUGCGCGCCCGUGCACAGAUCAGGAACGUCGACAACUCGCUUCUCAAUAUCAGGCUCGAGCAAGAAGAAAACUGCACUGAAGUCCUACGAAGAUGUCAUACAGAAAGUGUGGGAGAGCGUGCGCUCCAAUAACGGAAUCAUGGUGUUAUUAUCUCUGAUGAUGGUGAAGCAGCCAAUCACAGACGCGGACCGGCUGCGAGGGCUGGCGUGCCGCGCGCUGGCGGGGCUCGCUCGCUGUGCCACCGUGCGGCAGAUCAUCUCCAAGCUGCCCCUCUUCACCACCAGCCAGAUACAAGUGUUAAUGCGCGACCCCAUCCUACAGGAGAAGCGUCAGGAGCACGUGAUGUUCCAGAAAUACGCGCUGGAAUUAUUAGAGCGGGUCUCUGGAAAAAGUAAACAUAUGGGCGCCGAGUUCGAGACCUCCCUCGCUAACAUACAUCGGGCGAACGUGGUGGCACAAACCCGCAUCCACUACAACGAGCGUCAGCUCCUGCAGCUGGUGGCGGCGCACCUCGCGGCGCGCGGGCUGAGCGAGAGCGCCGCCACGCUGCAGCGAGAAGCGGCUCUACCCGCGCCCGCGCCCGCUCAGCUAGCUCCGCCGCCGCCGCCCGUCUACACGCCCGCCGCACCGGUCACACCCACCGCCGCUCCGCACCGGGUGAGUCUAGCGACUAGUGUAGGAUGUAGAGGGCUGAGCGAGAGCGCCGCCACGCUGCAGCGAGAAGCGGCUCUACCCGCGCCCGCGCCCGCUCAGCUAGCUCCGCCGCCGCCGCCCGUCUACACGCCCGCCGCACCGGUCACACCCACCGCCGCUCCGCACCGGGUGAGUCUAGCGACUAGUGUAGGAUGUAGAGGGCUGAGCGAGAGCGCCGCCACGCUGCAGCGAGAAGCGGCUCUACCCGCGCCCGCGCCCGCUCAGCUAGCUCCGCCGCCGCCGCCCGUCUACACGCCCGCCGCACCGGUCACACCCACCGCCGCUCCGCACCGGGUGAGUCUAGCGACUAGUGUAGGAUGUAGAGGGCUGAGCGAGAGCGCCGCCACGCUGCAGCGAGAAGCGGCUCUACCCGCGCCCGCGCCCGCUCAGCUAGCUCCGCCGCCGCCGCCCGUCUACACGCCCGCCGCACCGGUCACACCCACCGCCGCUCCGCACCGGGUGAGUCUAGCGACUAGUGUAGGAUGUAGAGGGCUGAGCGAGAGCGCCGCCACGCUGCAGCGAGAAGCGGCUCUACCCGCGCCCGCGCCCGCUCAGCUAGCUCCGCCGCCGCCGCCCGUCUACACGCCCGCCGCACCGGUCACACCCACCGCCGCUCCGCACCGGGUGAGUCUAGCGACUAGUGUAGGAUGUAGAGGGCUGAGCGAGAGCGCCGCCACGCUGCAGCGAGAAGCGGCUCUACCCGCGCCCGCGCCCGCUCAGCUAGCUCCGCCGCCGCCGCCCGUCUACACGCCCGCCGCACCGGUCACACCCACCGCCGCUCCGCACCGGGUGAGUCUAGCGACUAGUGUAGGAUGUAGAGGGCUGAGCGAGAGCGCCGCCACGCUGCAGCGAGAAGCGGCUCUACCCGCGCCCGCGCCCGCUCAGCUAGCUCCGCCGCCGCCGCCCGUCUACACGCCCGCCGCACCGGUCACACCCACCGCCGCUCCGCACCGGGUGAGUCUAGCGACUAGUGUAGGAUGUAGAGGGCUGAGCGAGAGCGCCGCCACGCUGCAGCGAGAAGCGGCUCUACCCGCGCCCGCGCCCGCUCAGCUAGCUCCGCCGCCGCCGCCCGUCUACACGCCCGCCGCACCGGUCACACCCACCGCCGCUCCGCACCGGGUGAGUCUAGCGACUAGUGUAGGAUGUAGAGGGCUGAGCGAGAGCGCCGCCACGCUGCAGCGAGAAGCGGCUCUACCCGCGCCCGCGCCCGCUCAGCUAGCUCCGCCGCCGCCGCCCGUCUACACGCCCGCCGCACCGGUCACACCCACCGCCGCUCCGCACCGGGUGAGUCUAGCGACUAGUGUAGGAUGUAGAGGGCUGAGCGAGAGCGCCGCCACGCUGCAGCGAGAAGCGGCUCUACCCGCGCCCGCGCCCGCUCAGCUAGCUCCGCCGCCGCCGCCCGUCUACACGCCCGCCGCACCGGUCACACCCACCGCCGCUCCGCACCGGGUGAGUCUAGCGACUAGUGUAGGAUGUAGAGGGCUGAGCGAGAGCGCCGCCACGCUGCAGCGAGAAGCGGCUCUACCCGCGCCCGCGCCCGCUCAGCUAGCUCCGCCGCCGCCGCCCGUCUACACGCCCGCCGCACCGGUCACACCCACCGCCGCUCCGCACCGGGUGAGUCUAGCGACUAGUGUAGGAUGUAGAGGGCUGAGCGAGAGCGCCGCCACGCUGCAGCGAGAAGCGGCUCUACCCGCGCCCGCGCCCGCUCAGCUAGCUCCGCCGCCGCCGCCCGUCUACACGCCCGCCGCACCGGUCACACCCACCGCCGCUCCGCACCGGUCGCGGUUAUCUGGUGCGCGAUCAAGCACAAGUUCCCUCGUCCGUGAUCACCACGACCUGUUCAACAACAGUAUAGAAGAGAGUCAUGUACCACAAGUUAUUAAAUUAAGAAAAGUCCAAAACCAGUGCAUGUCCCCCACCACUCUAGGGGGUAGCGAGCAUCGGCGCUCCUUACAGAAGCAGCUCAGCGCCGCCGCCGGCGACCCGGCGCUCACCGCCCACAGGGUCACGCUCCACUCCAUCAUCACCGAAUACUUGUACAACCAACACGCCACCUGCAAGAACCCCGUCGUCACCUGCCCGCAGUUCAACCUGUUUGAGCCGCACAAGUGCCCCGACCCGCGCGGCGCGGGCUCCCUCCUGGCCGCGCCGGCGCCCAACGUGUGCGCGCGCCUGCUGCGCCGCGAGCUGGGCGCGCCGUGCUACGCCAGCCGGAGAGCCGACGCCAAGCUCGCGCACUCGCACUUCGCCGCCGCGCGCACGCUGCGUCUGCAGGACGACGACGCCUACUUCACGCACACCAUCUUCCACCCGACGCAGCAGCAACUGCUAGCAGCGACAUCUUCAGGUGACAUACGCAUCUUCAACCUGUUCAGCGGCGCCGAGGAAAACACCUACCAAGUCCACGAGUCAUACAUCUAUCACAUGCAGGCGAGUCGCGAUGGUUUACUGCUGCUAGCUUCAGCCACCACGACGUGGCGACCGCUUUCUGCGCUCUGGAAUAUGAAGGAAUUCGAACAAAUGUUUCAACUAGACAACGAGGAAUACGUAGAGUUCUCCAAGAUGUCUGACGACCGCAUAAUCGGCACCAAAGGAGAGACCGCCACCAUCUUCGACACGCGCACGGGGAGGGAGCUCCUCACCCUCGCGCCCUCCAUCUCCAACCAGUACGCCAAGAACAGGGCCACCUUCAACCCCACGGAUGAGCUGGUGCUGUCAGACGGCGUGCUGUGGGACGUGAACUCCGGCAAGGAGAUCCACAAGUUCGACAAGCUCAACCAAACGCACAGCGGCGUGUUCCAUCCCAAUUCACUAGAAGUAAUAUCAAAUACAGAAGUAUGGGAUUUAAGAACAUUCCAUCUACUUAGAACAGUACCAACUUUAGACAAAUCAGAGGUGAUCUUCAACCCGACGGUGUCCGCGUUAUACGCGGUGUGUUCCGAUCAGGACUCUGAAGAGCGGAGCCAGUUCGACACCAGCUUUAAGACGCUGGAUCCCUUCGACUACUCUAGCAUAGCCACGAUCGACGUGAAGCGCAACAUCUACGCUUUGAGCGUGAACCGCUGGGGCACGCAGAUCAGCGUCGUCGAGAACAUGGGCGACUUCGACCACAUGCAGGAGUCCGCCGUCAAGGUGUACGACGUGGGCCGCAAGCGCGACCACGACGACGACGCGGAGGAGGAGGACUCGGAGGAGCUGGCGGGCGCCUCCGACAACGACGACGGCUCCGACUCGGGCUCCGGCGACGACGAAGCCUCGAACCUCCUGCGCAACGCGGUGAUGGAGCUGGCGGCCGGCAGCUCGGGCGACAGCCAGGCCGCCGACGACGAGCGCCCGCGGCGCCGCCGCCGCCGGAGACGGCCGACAGAGGGCAGCAGCAACGACAGCGACGACGACGACGUGCGCCUCGACGACAUCAUCCAGUUCGAGCUCGACUAGCAAAUAAUAUACCUUACUUUACUGCC